UUGCAUUUUAUUGCAUCAUUGAAAGGAGCGACUGUUGUUCGUCCACUGUUCUACGAGUUUCCAACGGACAAGAGCACGUACAAUAUAAGCUACCAAUUUCUAUGGGGAAGAUCGAUGCUCAUCGCUCCUGUAGUUUAUGAACGAGCAAAAUCAGUCACAGUUUAUCUACCUGAAGACGACUGGUACUCCUUGUACGAUUUCCAAUAUGGCCAACUACUCAGAAACGGUUUUGGAAACUAUACAGCUUUAACGGAACUGAUUCCAGUUUUUGUUAGAGGUGAAUCUAUUUUGCCUCGCCAAGCACCAAGCCUCACUACUUCUAAGUCUCGGAAUAAUGCCUUCGAGCUUUUGAUUGCUCCAGCCGUAUCAUCCAGUGAGUUCGCCAUUUUUCUUUUUUUCCUGACAUGGAGAAAGGUCAUGCAUCCAUAUUUGUGUUGUUUCGUUGAAGAGGCGAAGUAG
This is a messenger RNA of Cooperia oncophora, 459 nucleotides long. Lineage: Eukaryota; Metazoa; Nematoda; Chromadorea; Rhabditida; Trichostrongylidae. The record is from the annotation of a GenBank genome assembly.